Messenger RNA from Solenopsis invicta (red fire ant), 1058 nucleotides. RefSeq lists its product as uncharacterized. The record is from RefSeq and is a predicted model, not a curated record. Gene Ontology annotation, molecular function: DNA binding. NCBI's taxonomy places the organism in Eukaryota, Metazoa, Arthropoda, Insecta, Hymenoptera, Formicidae. Bases 567 to 968 code for a protein of 133 amino acids. The transcript is spliced from 6 exons.
ACACGUCUAUCUACAGAUGUGUAUUGUGCAACCGUUGUGUUUUUUGAACGCAGCCAUAGAGAACACUGAUAGGCCCUUUGUGUCACCGUUUCAUCGCGCAUGCGCGUUCGUAUAGGGAUCACUAGAGGGAAACUCAUUCGCUAUCACGUACUCGGCUCACUCGCGUACUCUAUAUAAUAAUAUUUCUAAUCUCUAUUGUUCAAUUCAGUUCGCAAUCAUGCAAUAUUACGCCAUAUUGAUAUUUUAUUAUUAAAACGUGCACGUGUGUUUCAUGCAAUUGGUCAUAAAAAUCAGUUGCGCAACUCAUGUAUUGGUUGAUGGGUUGGAAGAUUAGAAGUCCUGAUCAUAUUUAUUUCUAAUCUCUAUGGUUCAAUUCAGUCCGCAAUCAUGCAAUAUUACGCAUAUUGAUAUUUUAUUAUUAAAACGUGCACGUCUGUUUCAUGCAAUUGGUCAUAAAAAUCAGUUGCGCAACUCAUGUAUUGGUUGAUGAGUUGGAAGAUUAGAAGUCCUGAUCAUAUUUCUUAACUUUAAUUCCCUCACGUAUUUGUGUGUAUAUUUCUAAAAAAAUGCCGCCAAAGAGUAUUCUUUGGAAACAUUUUAUAAAAACUACCGAUGGUGCGAAGUGCAAUGUAUGCCAACAGUUUAUAAAAACCUGUGGGAACACUACCAAUUUGCGAUAUCAUUUGCAAAGGAAGCAUCCAGACCUUUAUAUCAAGAUAAUCAACGAGGAGUCACGAAAACGAAAAGAAAUGUCAAGUGAUAGUGAAGUGAUAUGUGAAGAAGAACAAGAUGAUGUAGAAGAACGAGAUGAAUCCAUGCUAUCUCCAACACCGUCGACAUCGACAAGUUCAACAUCAUCUUGUGUAAAUUCUUCAAAAUCAAAAAAACAACCGAAACUGAAAGACAUUUUUGUGAAACAAAAAUCAUUUCAAGAUGGAGGAUCUAAAGCAUCAGAUAUCACAGCAUAAAGAUAUCACAAACAAGUUAAUAUUUAUGAUAGCCAAGGACAAUAUGCCUUUGUCAACAGUGGAGAAACAAGGGUUCCAAACUUUUAUGAA